This is a messenger RNA of Megalops cyprinoides (Indo-Pacific tarpon), 2099 nucleotides long. RefSeq names its product interferon gamma receptor 1-like (gene ifngr1l). Lineage: Eukaryota; Metazoa; Chordata; Actinopteri; Elopiformes; Megalopidae. Gene Ontology annotation, molecular function: protein binding. Bases 169 to 1356 code for a protein of 395 amino acids. The transcript is spliced from 8 exons. The record is from RefSeq and is a predicted model, not a curated record.
CCAGCACGUCCUAGCACGAAACUGCUUGCCUGCGCUAGUGCUGUACAGGAAGUGGUUAUUGGAUGAAAUCAAAGAAGCAAAGUCUCUAUUCUCUGGGAAAACUGCUCCGGUAUUCGGAAUUUGCGUUCGACUGAAUUUGGUGUGUACAUUUUCUGCGUUUUCAUAACAAUGAAUGAGGCCACACAAAUCCUUUUCUCAUUGCUGAUCCUUAACUCAGCGGUCCAUGGCUUUUCGGAGGUACCGACCCCAGCCAACGUGAGCAUCUUGUGUCAUAACUUUGAAACGGUUGCCCACUGGAACUACCCGGAGCCUUCCCUGAAACCACGCUUCUUCGUCACUGUUAACGGCUACAGAGGGGGGGCCAAAGAGGUCGAGAAAUGUUUCAACAUCACCCACCAACACUGCAACAUAACCCACCUGAUAUUACUCUCCACCGAAGACAGUUACUUUGUCACUGUGACUGCUGCUGUUGGAUCAAAUAAAUCGGCAGGCGAAGAAUCUCAAGAGUUCACCUACAACAAAAACAUGGUUGAACGUAUUCUCUGUACACUGGAUUUCCCCCCUGUGAACCUGUCCAUCUCGGAUGGUGUUAUGGCCGUGUCAUUUACCCAUCCCUUCCACAUCUACAGAGGAGCCCUGGGGAAGAAGAAGAAGAAGGAUGUAGAUUUUAGCUACAGCAUCUUCACUGAGGAAGAAGGGGAAAUAAAGGAGAGUAAAUUCAACUGCGAGACUAAAGAGUGCCGGGAAAAUGUUCCGGUCCCCGAAUCGGAGGUCAGGCACUGCGUGGAAAUAAACGGGAGGCUGGACAGCUUCUUCCUCACAGCCUCUGAGAAAAACUGUUACGAUCCACGGAAGAACGCCGGCAUGAAUUCCACUUACAUCAUCCUCUUCGUGGCGAUUGGUGUUCUAGUCGCGGUUUUCCUGGCAGGGAUUGCGAUGGUGGUGUUCAGGAAGCUGACGCGAGACAGCUCCUCCCUUCCCAAGAUGAUGGCGUCGGUGAUCUCACAGUCGCGCAUCGGCGGGAACACCAUGCAGCCCGAAAGCACCAGCGUGUCAGAGGUUCAGGUCAGCCCCUCCGGGACCACACCCCUGCUGCCAACCGCCGAGGACAUCGCAGAGGACAAGCCCGUCGUCACGGGGAGCACCAUGCCUCUGGACAGAUCCCGCUUCCCCAUUGGUGAGGAGGGGGGCAGCGGCGGGCUGACGGAAUCCUGCGAAGGGUCGGGGCAGCAGUUCUCGGGGAGUGGGGAGGAGCAGGAGCACAGCAUCGUGUCCUCCGGCUACGACCGGCCCAAGUUCACCGUGGAGAUUAGCCCAGGGGAUCAUGCCGAGGCGUACAGGUCUGCCCAGGCCUGAGCGUGGAGGCCCAGGGCAAGCCGCCAAACGAAGCUGUUAUCGUCACCAAAACUGACUGUUUCAGACACUGCCUGUGCUUCCCUCACAAAGUUCUCUCGCAAAGACUAUCCCUCCUCAUCGUAUUUAGUGGUUCUGUGUACCCAUUUCCAUCUGAAGCUGUAGCAUAGGGACGUAGAAUUCAUUGCAGUGUGCUGAGCUGAACCUGUGAUGUGAUGUUUGUGCCUUCAGCUGCAUGUGGUGCUACAGUGCCCUAGAAAGUUUGCUGCAAAGAUCAAACCUCAGUGCUGAUUUAAACUGAUACAGACUCAGAGAGGGACGCAGGAGUUAAAUCUUGGACUUUGGUUUUCAUACUGGUCUGUAGUUUUGUUGCACUGGAGUCUUGCGAUUAAGACUGAAACAAAGUGAAAUAAAAAGUGUAUAAAUCAUUUCUUUUGUACUUCACAUUGGCCAAAUUCUAAGCAGCUUAUUUUAGGUCACAUGAGUUACUUUACAGCUGAUAGAUUCUGCUGACAACUGAUGACUUUUCUGUGAUUUUGUGUAAAUUAGUUUUGUUUUUUUUUUGUUUUUUAGUUGUGUAAAUAAUUAACCAUGUCACAAUCCAAAGUCUGAAUUAAUGCCUUUACCACAUUAUUACUAAAUCUGUCACUAGAAAGUGACUUGAAAAAUCAUUAAGGCUUUGCAAAUAUAUGUUGGUUUUGUUUCUUGUUUCACUUUUUUGUGUAUUCUUUGUAUUUUGAUUUAAA